ACUCUGGCUGCCAACCUGGCUGGGUCAUCACAACAACUAUGAAGAUGUUGCUGAAGCUUCUAGUUUUUCUUCCCUGCACAACCGUUUCUCUCGCUCAGAAUCCUCGUUUACCACCAGCACCGCCGCCUUCCAGCACCGUCGACGCUGGAAGCUACCCAAUACAUUGUGCUCCUGGAGACUUAAUGCCUGGACCCACCUGCAGCUCGUUUUACAAGUGUGUUUGGAGCCUAGCGCAGGCAACGAGACGAGUAGCGUUCGAAUGUGCUCCAGGAACAGUGUUUAGCAGUGAGCUCUCAGCCUGUAUACACGCAACGGAUUCUAAGUGUGAGACAGAGGGACCCACAACCAGACCAAUACCACCACCACCACCACAGCCACCGCAAUCCUGUCCGCCCUACCAGCUGGACCCCAGCAGUGUGUACGACUGUCUGGAACCAGGAUACUUCCAGUCACACCGAGACUGUGUCAGCUUCUACAGAUGUAUUGUUACUAUGAACUGUAUCAUCAAGGGGUUCCUUUACCGAUGUCCGUCUGGGUACCUCUUCAAUGACGUCUCUAAACGCUGCCAGAAGCAAGAACUUUUUGAGAUAUGCCAAAAGGUGGCUGACACCGGGAUCCAGACUUACGAGAUCCUGCCAGUUGGUGCCAUCGAAGCUGAGAACCUCGACCGGUUCUUCGACGUGGAAGUUUACUGGGACUUCAUUCCCUUUCUGCCCAAUGAGACGCAGAAGAUUGUGCCCAUCGUGCCCUCUACCUUCUCACGGGGAGCUGGGGAACGUGUUUAUCUAGUCCAGAACUAGCAACACACGUGUGCUGAACACAUUGUGGUCUAGGAGGCAGUGCUAUGCUCUUGUUUCAGCCUCUUAAAUAUCAUUGAAAGGCUUCAAUCACUCCUAGCCUCGUGGGUCCUGUCAUACGUGUCCUCAAGACUGAAGGGAAUAUGUCACCUUCAAUUUUUACACGACCAGUUAAUCACCAGUCAGCCAUUUUUAUAUAGAUCACAAGAAACAGGUAAUGUUAACAGGCAACUUAACUACAGUGAAAAUUAAUAUUAUUUCAAGAGUAUUCUUGGUCUCUCACAAUAUGAAGACACAGCAAAACUAAAACAAAGUAGCAGAAGUUUUAUAUAACAGACGUAACCUUACACAUACAAUCAAUGGGUUGUCCGUUAUCUCACGUACUGAGCGUGGGAAACACAUUUCCACUGUUUUGAAAUUUAUAGCCCGAUUAAGAGUGAUAUGUAGAGAUUUUCUACAGUUUUUGAGUCAGAUUAAGAGUGAUGUGUUGGGUAAAGUGCAUUUGUCAACAGCUUAUAAUCUUCAGAAAUUUUAAAUGUUACGAAUGAACCUAGUUUAUGCAGUCCUGGACUUUCAUUCAAAUUUUAAUCAACACUAUUUUUUAUAAGGUUUGAUUCUUUUAUAUUGCUUUCAAACAUUAAUUUGCUUGUUACAAUUUUUUUAAAUAACUGACGUGGCUAAAAUCUCUUACAGGAAUAAACACUUUUAAUGCUGUAUUUAUAUUGCUGUUAUGUUGGCAAUAUAACCAUCCCAUUGAUUUUCAAAAACUGAGAAAGUCGUAACACGUAAGUCAAUUAUUAAAUAAAAAAUAUAUGAACUCUAAGACCCCCAUGAGUUUUGCGAAAAUCCCUCAUUGAGCAGCAUCAAUCGCUAUUUUUCGAUUUAGGAUGAGCAUGUGGAGGCUUUCAUGUGCAUUAACUGGAGAAUGUAUCUUAUGAUCGGCUUCAAAUUUUUUUGUGCCGGAGAAUUUUUCUCGAAGGAAGCUUUGCUUAUUUCUAGAUUGUGCAAGUUUUAAUGUGUCAAUUUUAUU
Molecule: messenger RNA, 1827 nt
Organism: Cherax quadricarinatus
Lineage: Eukaryota; Metazoa; Arthropoda; Malacostraca; Decapoda; Parastacidae
Cellular component (GO): extracellular region
Molecular function (GO): chitin binding
Source: RefSeq, a predicted model, not a curated record